AAUGUAUUAAUAUUUCCUCUCUGAAAUAUAAUGCAGUAUUUAUAAAGGGGCGGCACAAUUAUAAAAGCUGUAGCGGAAGUAUUGAUUAGAUUAAGAAAAUUACACAGCGUCGAAUUUUCCUAUUUUAAUAAGAUUGUUCUGCAUACUUUGGCGCCGUAGCAAAACUAAAGAGAUGUUAAUCUGGGAACUUCAAAUUCAGAUAUAUAAUGAAAGGAAGGUGAUUUGUGCAUAAAUUCUUACACUAAAUAUCAGUUUACAAGAAGACACAAUGGGCGUUGAAACAUUAAAAGACUGGAAUGAGGAAGAAUCGCAAAAGUAUACGUUAAGCACGUGUAUUCUUUCCUUCUACUUGGUUAUUGGUUUGGUAGGAAAUACACUAGUGAUUAUAUUAUAUAAAACCAGAAUGAAUUCAAAAAAUGACGACAGAUAUUUUAUUCCCGCAAUAGCUAUCAUUGAUCUUAUUGGAUGUGUGUUUUCCACAACGCUAUCUCUGUUAAAUAAUGAACAACCCGUAAUGUUUCCAGGUUCAUUUUCUUGCAAACUCAUACAGUUCGGAACGUGUUCAUCCAUAAUUGCAUCACUUUUUAUGCUGUUAGUAAUAUCUGUCCAACGGUUUCAGAAAAUAUGCCGCCCAUUUGGUUUUCAAAUGAACUUGAAUCACAAGAGGUUGGCUACAACUAUAGCCGUCAUAUUGGCUUGUUGCUUUUCAAUUCCCAUGUUGUUGUUAUACCAAAACAUUGAAGUUACACAUGAGACGAAAAAUAUAACAGGGCACAUAUGUGGAUCCGCCCCGGGAACUGAGAAAUUAGGUGAUUUUACGAGAGCUAUUUUAAUCACCGUCGAAGUGGGGGCAGUUUUCAGCAUGACAGUCCUAUACAUAUUGGUUGGUCGUAAGUUGAUAGAACAGUUCAAAGUUUCACGAAAGCUACAUGACAUUAACUCCAUAUCUGGAACAAGUAACAGCGGGAGUAAUGAACGGACAACAAUACGAACUGUUCCAUCAAUUGAUGCUGAAUUGACUGACAAUUUCAGCAAUGUUGAAAACGAUAAAAAGGAACUUUUUCAACAAGAUAUGCGAAACGGUAAACGUAGAAGUACCAUUAACAGGUCCAAAAAGAAACCAGUUAGUAAUGGCCGUCGCUACUCCAUUAUGUUUAUGGUGAUAUCUUUAGUUGCAAUUGUUUGCUACAUUCCACCCUGGACGUUUGUUAUUCUGGAGGCCAAAGAUUCAGAUUUCUGGAGAAGUUUGACCUUCGAUGAGGUCCAGGUUUUCUUGAUUAUUCGCAAUCUUUAUAUCGUCAAUCAUAUCGCUAACCCUUUCAUUUACGGGUUUUUUGAUCCAAAGUUCAGACGUGAGGUGAAAAACUUGCUUUGUGGGUGUAAAAUUCGAUAGUUUAGAUGAUGGUAUAAUUUUCGAGAUCCCUAUUAUGAUGACUUAUUUCAUGUAAAUAUACUUUCAAUGAACACUUGUACAUAUGUAGGAAGAGUUAAAUCACAAGCCUAAGGUUAAUUAAGACGACCUAACGUGUUUAUUAUGUACAUGUUUUAUACGUAAUCGUCAUUUAAAACAUUCUUUUAGUAUAGUUUUCUACACUAAAUUAUAAGCUAUAUUAAAUUCUGAAUUGUUA
Saccostrea cuccullata (small rock oyster) is the source of this 1628-nucleotide messenger RNA. RefSeq names its product octopressin receptor-like. Gene Ontology annotation, cellular component: plasma membrane. Gene Ontology annotation, molecular function: neuropeptide receptor activity. NCBI's taxonomy places the organism in Eukaryota, Metazoa, Mollusca, Bivalvia, Ostreida, Ostreidae. Gene Ontology annotation, biological process: neuropeptide signaling pathway. The record is from RefSeq and is a predicted model, not a curated record. The transcript is spliced from 2 exons. The coding region runs from base 269 to 1393 and encodes 374 amino acids.